GCGACUUUUAGCACAGCCAAUAGCUACUUUCCUUACUGAGGAGUUGGCAACACUGCACUGGACUAGUCGUAAUGAGAAUGGAGGGAACAGCACUGAUUUACGAUGAAGAGAUGACCAAAUACAAACUGCUCUGGGUCGAUCCUGCAUGUAAGAUUGAAGUGCCUGAGCGUCUGGUGGUGAGUUAUGAAGCUUUGAUCAAAACUGGCCUGGCUGAUCGCUGUGUGUCUGUACCUGUGCGUGAGGCCACCGAUGCAGACAUCCUGCUGGCUCACAGUGAGGAGUACUUGGAGGCAGUGAAGAAGACUCCCUAUAUGACCCUGGAGGAUCUAAAGGAGUUCACCAUGCAGUAUGGUGACGUCUACUUUCAUCCAAAUAUCUAUAACUGUGCCAAGCUGGCUGUCGGAGCUGCCCUGCAGCUUGUAGACAGUGUGAUGACAGGGAAGGUGAGAAAUGGCAUGGCUCUGGUCAGACCACCAGGACACCACAGCAUGCGCAACGCUGCUAAUGGAUUCUGUGUGUUCAAUAAUGUGGCUAUAGCAGCUCAGUAUGCAAAGCAAACAUACGGAGUGAAAAGGAUUUUAAUCGUUGACUGGGAUGUACAUCAUGGUCAGGGGGUGCAGUACAGUUUUGAAGAUGAUCCGAGUGUGCUGUAUUUCUCCUGGCAUCGCUAUGAGCAUCAGAAAUUCUGGCCUAAUCUAAGAGACUCAGACUACGACAAUGUUGGAAAAGAGAAAGGAGCAGGAUUCAAUAUUAAUGUGCCCUGGAAUAAGGUGGGAAUGGAAAACAGCGACUACCUUUCAGUCUUCUGUCACCUCUUUCUGCCUGUUGCAUAUGAGUUUUGCCCAGACUUGGUCCUGGUGUGUGCAGGUUUUGACUCAGCCAUCGGUGACCCAGAGGGUGAAAUGUGUGCUAGCCCGGACAUCUUUGCCCACCUCACUCACCUGCUGAUGAACCUCGCAGGAGGGAAGCUAUGUGCUGUCCUGGAGGGUGGAUACAACUUGACUUCCCUCCCCCAGUCUGUGUGCCAGACAGUUCAAACUCUGCUCGGAGAUCCUUCUCCUCGCCUUGCAAACCUCGAUGGUCCAUGUGAAAGUGCUCUUGAGUCUCUUCAUUGUGUUCGAUCAGUUCACAGGCAGUACUGGUCCUGCCUCCAACAUGCAGCUGAUCUACCCACCUCUGAAAUCAGCACAAAGCGCAUCAAAUUAGCAGCAGAAGAAGAAAAGACAAAAAAUGGGCAAGAGGAGAAAACUGUAGAGGAAAAGGUGUGGCCAGAGCCUCCGAAACGUGUUACUCCUCCUAUACGCACUGCUGUACUCCUCCCUGAUGAUGCUACCUGCCCAGAUGAAUGUAGAAGAUUCAGCUCAUCAGAAGAUCCCGACCCAGAAGUGGUCAACAAACUCAGGGAGAAUUUCCUCAAAACUACAGAUGACACUGAUGCGUUAACAACCCUCUCCAGACUUAUUGCCCUCGCCGAGAAGAUGGAGAAGAACGAGAUCUGCAAUGGCUUGGCUCUGGUCCGUGAUGUUUCCAUGGCGAUGAUGUGUCUUGUUCAGCAUGCUGUAUCUUCCCCUAACAGCCGGGUUCUGGUUGUGUGUGUUGGAGACACAGAAUUCCCAAGUUCAGUCUCAAAUGAUGGGAAAAUGCUCCUGUUUCAAUUCAGCAACAAGAAGUCUGAGGAACAGAAGAGCAAAUACAACAUAACUGUUGAACUGAAAAAGGGCUGCACUGAAGUGUCUGGCUUCAUACACGCUGUACUAAGCCUCCUCCUACCUCUUGCGUACGAGUACGACCCCACUCUGGUUCUGCUGGUUCGAACGGCACAUAGCGGUGUGACUGACAGUAUUUGGCAGCAACUCACAGGGCUGCUGCAGGGCCUGGCACAGGGGCACACGCUGGUACUCAUGCAGGAAGCUGAAAAAGCCUGUGUCAGCCCCACAGCCUCCUCUCUCCUCGGUCACGCUGCUCCCUCUCUGGGGCAGCUAAACGCUCCGCUACUUGAGGAUGUGGAGAUGAUGGAGAGGUUGAGACACAGGCUGCAGGUGGACUGGAAGCUCCUGCAGACUACAGCUCCAGAAACAGGAGGAGGUGUUGAACACUGAAGAUGAAUCUGCUCUGUUCAGUGAAGAAAUCGGAGGAAGCGCUGAGUUUUUCCACAGGUUUUAUUGUCCUAACAGACCUUUUAAAAAAACAAACUGAGCCAUAAAAUUACAUUUCAAGUGUCUUUAUAUUCAACAUUACAACGGCUGUAAAACAGUUGCAAAUCAAUUUCCUUCUCAAUAUUUGUUUUAUUUCAAAUUUAUGUCAUCAGUACAACACACAGGCAAACAAAACAAAUAGGAACAACAGCAUAGGCUGGGUAACAACUUUAUUUAUAACUAUUUUCUGUUCAAAAAGGGUGUAGGAUGAAGUAAAAACAAUCAUUUGCUAUCAUCCUCUUCUUUUAGGCUUGCAGUUGUGUAUUUUAUUCCAUGACAGUAUAUAUUUUAUAAUGUCUUUAUACAAAGUGAAACAAUCUUAAUGUAGAAAUUAAUAAUUCUAGAUUAAUGCCUGGAAAUAUUAACAGCAAUAUUACUCUCUACAUCACGUAAGAGGAAGGGAAAAGCUCAGGUUAAGUUCAAGUACCUCAAGUCUACCUCAGUCUGUUAUCAUUACUUUACUGUACACUCUAUUAUUACACACACUUAAACAAUCAUUAAUGGUGCUUUAUCUAUAAGCCUGUAUUAGCUUUUGCUGCUUUGUUUUUUCUACCCUUCUCUUUCUUACUGCAUUUACCUUUAUCUUAAUGUGAGUCUAGUUCUACUCAAAGUUUACAGAAACUUUCUUCUUGUCACUGUUGCUCUGCUAAAUGUUGCUUAGUGUAACUAAUGCGUGGGAAUGUGGGGAAGCAGAAAAUCAAAAUAAGACAUGCAUACCCAUUUGUGGGUCCUGGGUCCAAAAUAACCAAUCAUAGAGAUGCACAAAAGCUCUGCACACCAGGGGUUCCAGUCAGAGGAUUAUUUAGCUGCAGCAGGCAACAUUUUAUGGCAACAUGCUCUUCCUCACGCUGGCAAUAAAUCCUCUAACAGGGGCUUCCUGGAGUGCAGACCUUUUUGCUUUUCUAUAAUGCAGAGAACAGAGUACUAUACACGUUUUACAGGUUUUCCAUACUUCCUUUCAUUAGUUACUGAGUAGAAGUGUUUGGAACACAGACACAGAUUCAUUUACGCUUAGAAACCAUCAUUUAGCAAACAGAAUCCAAAGGCUUUAUUCAACAGAGGAAAAGUAAUUCAUCUCAGAAGUGUAUAUUAAACUAAAGAAUAAGCACUGCAUAUUUCAUGUGGGAAAUUCAUCCUUUUUCCAUCCCUGUUUGGCAUUGGCAGAGAAGACUGAUCAUAUUUCACAUGGGUGCAACACAGACUCAGCUCUGCUGCUCAUCCCACAAAUACAUGUUCCUUGCAAAUGUGGCACCAUUCAAAAGGGAAAUAAACAGGCUUUCCAUUAGUAUAACAUUUAUUUCCAAGAAGCAUUGUGACAACAAAGAAAUAAUCUACCUAAUUCAAAUCUACUUACCUUUUGUUGUAAUUUUAUUUAACACCUACAAAAGUGUUAACUAUAUGGAGUGUGGACCAAUAAAGACACU
Molecule: messenger RNA, 3619 nt
Organism: Cheilinus undulatus (humphead wrasse)
Lineage: Eukaryota; Metazoa; Chordata; Actinopteri; Labriformes; Labridae
Gene: hdac10
Product: histone deacetylase 10
Exons: 20
Coding region: 72-2099 (675 amino acids)
Biological process (GO): chromatin organization
Cellular component (GO): histone deacetylase complex
Molecular function (GO): histone deacetylase activity
Source: RefSeq, a predicted model, not a curated record